Messenger RNA from Neopelma chrysocephalum (saffron-crested tyrant-manakin), 612 nucleotides. Its product is annotated as FAST kinase domain-containing protein 4-like. The transcript is spliced from 3 exons. Bases 1 to 342 code for a protein of 113 amino acids. NCBI's taxonomy places the organism in Eukaryota, Metazoa, Chordata, Aves, Passeriformes, Pipridae. The record is from RefSeq and is a predicted model, not a curated record.
AUGGGGAACAGAAAGGGGGACAGUGGGGGGACAAGGAGUGGGGCAGGAGGAAGAAGAGGGGGACAAGAGGGGACAAAGGCACUGCCCCCGGGGGCCAGGAGGGUGGCGUUCCUGCGCUGGGAAUUCCCGCAGUUCAGCUCGCGGGGCCGGGAGCUGCUGGGCAGGGGGGCCCUGGCGCGGCGGCACCUGCGCAGGGCCGGCUUCCUGCUGGUGGAGGUGCCCCACUAUGAGUUCCUGGAGCUGAAGCUGGAGCGGCAGCGCGUGUCCUACCUGAGGGACAAGGUGGCCAAGGCCGUGGCCAGCGACAUGGCCACCGACACGGCCCCCGACACGGCCGCCUAGCCCUGCCCACGGCCACCUCACCCGCCCAGGGGGCCCUGGCACUGUGCCAGGGUGACCAGGUCACCGCGCCGAGGUCACCGGGUCACCGCGCCCAGGUGGCCGAGUCGCCGUGCCCAGGUGGCCACGUCACCACACUGAGUGGCCACGUCAGCGGGUCACUGUGCCCAGGUGGGGUCAGGUGGCCACAGCGAGGUCACAGUGUCCCCAAGUGGCUCCAGCAUCGCUGCUCUGUGUCACAAACGGCUCAAAUAAACCCCAAAUGUACAGGGA